AUGAACGUUCUUCAUAAUGAUUCUGAUGGGAGCGUCGGUAAUGACAGCGACCUGUCACAGUCUUCAAUUUCCCUGAAACUUCAAAUUGGUAUGACGUUUGCUUACGUCAUCAUCUUUAUCAUCUCUCUGGUAGGAAACGCUCUAAUGAUUUACGUCAUACACAAGACGCCUCGACUCAGAACUACGACCAACCUAUUGGUGGCUAAUAUGGCUGUAGCUGACGUAAUUAUCACAUUUUUCGCUGUGCCUUCAACUGUGAUGUACUUAUAUCUACAGCAUAUUUGGUUAUCUGGCGUGAUUGGUGAUAUCACUUGCAAGGUCGUGCAAUAUGGCUUGACAUUGUCAAUAGCUGCCUCUGUUCUCACACACAUACUGAUUGCGAUCGACCGUUUCAUCUGCGUUGUGUUUCCUUUCAAACGCGUCACAUUCUUUAAGAAAGUUAGACCGAGCUACGUAUUAACCUGGUGUGCUUCGUUGCUUCUAAUGAGUCCGCAUCUGGUUGUUUACGACAGCGCAAAGCUACCAAACGGUAAGAGCUACUGCACAGUAAGCCGGCUUGAAUAUCUGUACUUUCUUGAGAUUUAUUAUGUCUUGGUGUUUGUAACGCUCUAUUUGAUUCCAUUGCUGUUCAUUGCAACACUAUACGCGUUUAUCUGCCGAAAGCUAUGGAGGCAUAAAGUACCAGGAGUACGCUCCCCUGACCUUAUUCUUAAGAGAGAAUUCCAAAACAAGAACACCGUCAAAAUGCUUAUCAUUCUGGUAAUAGCAUUCACAUUGUGUUGGCUACCAGUUCACGUCGUACAUCUACUGGAGUAUUUUCGGCCUGAAUUACAUUUGCCUCAUGUGGCAUUACUUUUGUCCUUCUGGGCCUGUCACUCCCACAGCGCAAUCAAUCCAUUACUGGUUGUAUUUCUUAAUGGAUUGUACAGAAAAGAAUGUCAAGAGAAAAUUAACAAGAAAUUGGCCAGCUUAUCAAUCAAGAGAAGUACAGGAACAAAUAUAGUUUUAGCUCCACAAAUGAGAACUGCAAUAUCCCGAGCGCCAUCACCACAGGCCUUAGGAUAACUAUGACCGGAGGUACACACGGACGUUUGGGUAGUUGGGUG
Molecule: messenger RNA, 1106 nt
Organism: Pocillopora verrucosa
Lineage: Eukaryota; Metazoa; Cnidaria; Anthozoa; Scleractinia; Pocilloporidae
Product: QRFP-like peptide receptor
Biological process (GO): G protein-coupled receptor signaling pathway
Cellular component (GO): membrane
Molecular function (GO): G protein-coupled receptor activity
Source: RefSeq, a predicted model, not a curated record